Molecule: messenger RNA, 2048 nt
Organism: Argentina anserina (silverweed cinquefoil)
Lineage: Eukaryota; Viridiplantae; Streptophyta; Magnoliopsida; Rosales; Rosaceae
Exons: 7
Coding region: 62-1756 (564 amino acids)
Biological process (GO): negative regulation of DNA-templated transcription
Cellular component (GO): nucleus
Molecular function (GO): transcription corepressor activity
Source: RefSeq, a predicted model, not a curated record
GAGCGCGGCGGAGUCAUCUUCAACCAGAAAAAGAAAACAAGAAGAAAAAAGAGAUAAAGCUAUGGAGGGCGAAGAAGGAGGAGGGUUAAGGCUGAGCAAGAGAUUCUCAGACAAAGGAGGCGAAGUCGAUAACAAAACCAAGUCAGGCACAGCGUGGAGCCACUCGUUCCUGAACCAGAAGCCAUGGCACCCUCUCUCUUACCCCAACCAACGCCGCAAAUGGAUCGCCGAGCAGAUCCAGGCCCAGCACCAGCGUCGCUCCGAAGAAGUCUCCCGCGAGUAUCAGCAAGAGCAGGAGUUAUUUCGCCAGGCAGCUCUCAUCUCCAAGAAAGAUAAAGAAAAGAUUGAGACUAUGAAAGCUGUUAGCUUCAUGUAUGUGCGGCCGCCGGGUUACAAUGCCGAGAGUGCCAAAGCUGCAGAGCUUGCCGAUGAGAGUAUGAGAGAUGGUCACCAACAAGCACAGACAGCCGGUCCUUCUACUUCAAUGCCAACUGGUGGUGAAGAAGCCAAGAAGAAACCGAGGCCGAAAGAUGUGUUUGGCCGCAGUUUGCCUACUGAACAAGAGUUUGAGGUGUUGAAAAAUGCUCCCAGGCUGGAAACUGGUGUUGCUGCAAGGGCAAAACCAUUUGGAGUUGAAUUGCGCAAUGUUAAGUGUGUGAGGUGUGGAACAUUUGGUCACCAAAGUGGUGAUCGUGAAUGUCCAUUGAAGGAUGUGAUAAUGCCUAACGAAGAGAGCCGACUGAAAAGGGACGACCCCUUGACUGCCAUUCUUGCACACACAGAUCCGAGUGAGCCACUGAAAUGGGAGCUCAAGCAAAAGCCAGGAAUUAGUCCUCCACGUGGAGGGUUCAGGCCAGAUGAUCCCAACCAACAAAUAGUUGCCGAGGAUGAUAUAUUUGAUGAGUAUGGAGGAUUUCUUGGUGAGAAUGUGAUCCCUGACUUACUGGCCAACUUCUCAAGCAAACCCAAGAAGAAAUCCAAAAAGAAGAGCAAGCGCAAAACAAACAAGUCACCAUCCAUUAGUGGAGAAGACAGGUCAUCUUCUGAUGAGGAUGACAAGAGGAGAUCAAAGAAGAAAGCACCCAAGCUAAAGAAGAAGAAGCAUAAGCAUUCUGAAUCAAGCUCACCAGAGAUUGAUAGACAUGAAGUAAAGAAUAAAGACAAGGAUUCUUAUUCAUUGGAGGAUUUGAAUGAUGAAAAAUAUAACAGAAGUACCAAGGAUAAACGGAAGCAUUCUCAUUCAUUUGAAGAUUCUGACAUGGAUAGGUGGCAGAACAGAAGGGACAAAAGCAGAGACAGAGAUGUGAAUUCGUCUCAAGAUUCUGAGCCCGAUAAGAACAAAAGAGGUAGCAGACACAAGCAUGCUUACUCAUCAGAGGAUUCAGAUGGUGAAAAACGUCAUAGAAGUACAAUGAACAGACAAAGGCAAUUUAGAAGGAAGAAGAGCAGAGACAAUAGUGCUAAUUUCUCCGAAGAUUCUGAGCCAGAUAGGCACCUUCUAAGUGAAAAGAGAAGACACCAGAGCAGACAACUGCAUUCUUAUUCAUAUGAAGACUCCGAGUCAGAUAGGCAACAUAGAAGUGACAAGAGAAAGCGGAGGGGACACCGGCAUUUUUCUUCAUCUGAAGAUUCUGACACAAGUAGGCGAAGUAGAAUUGAAAGAAGCAGGGAUGAACUCUCCUACACAUAUAAUGAGGCUGAUGAGAAAAGGCAUCAUAGAAGUAGAAACAGUAGACACAACUCACACAAGCGCUAGAUGUAUAUUCCAACUCUUGAGGAUCAGAGGUAGACAAUAUUGCAGUUGCGAUCAUCAGUUCAUCAAUCUUUUGGGUAUCAAAACAACUCUUUCAUGUGUGUUUUCGAACAGCUGGCUUAGGAACUGCUCCGGUGGAAAUGAGCUUUAUGAGCUUUACUCGUAAACGUAACAAGGAACCGAGUUAAUUGACAUGACGAAUUAUCUGUCACCGUGUUUGUUUCAAACCUUGUAUUUGUGAAAUUGAUAGUCAAUUGUUAGUUUGUUACAACUUCUAGAUAAGAAAUGAUCAAUU